UUCCAGGCAUCUAGUCACACUUGUAGUGAUCUAACUUUAAUAAAUAUGUUUGAUGUAAUUAUAUAUUCCAGUCAAGAUCAGAUUAAAAAUAACAUGCUGUAUACUGUAUAAUACAAUGAUUUAUUAUUUUUGAAAAAUGUCAUAUUCAUAAGACAAAAUGGUCUGGCACAAGCCAACUUUCCUGCACCUUAUAAAUGAAUUCAAACAGUAGCCUAUAGCACCAUCUUACCAAAUAUUAAAAACAAAAAAGCCGUGCAGAUUUUAAAAAUUUUAAAUAAUUAUUAUAUGAUGUAUAUAACAUAAACACAAACCCUGACAAUAUGAAAUGUAUGUAAUUGUUUUUGUUUUGUCUUCUUUUUUGUUCAACUGUAGGCCUAUGUAUCUGUACCUCUUUUAAUGAGCAUCAAGUUCAAGAGUUCAAUAAAGAAAAAAAAAAAAAAAAGGCUAAUUGAGCUGGACCAGCAGGCUACCACGUUGUAUCCUGUUUACCAAAGAGAUCCCACAUGAAGUUGACACUGACUAGAAUAAUAGUAUUAAACAGUCAGGUACAGUCAAUAUAGUGUUAAACUGUAACAGUUUAUUUGCAAGACAGAAUGUGAAGUGAAGUAUUUGUAUCGUUUAAUGUCUCUGGCCUCACAAUAAACACAUUCUAGAACGUAUUCUAGAACGUUAGCAACACUGUAGCUACAUCAGCAGGCACAGUUAGCAGCUAGCUGGUUGACUAGUGUAGCUAAUGCUAAUAUCAUUAGCUACACUAGUAAACACAUUCUAGAACGUUAGCAACACUUUUUAGCUGCAUCACCAGGCAGAGGUAGCUAGCUGGGUUACUAGUGUAGCUAAUGAUAACAGCUAGCUGUUAGCCAACCGGUUAGCUAGCAGUGAUGGAGCUCUGACUGAGACAACAAGAUAUUAACCACUUCAUCCCCAUUAAGGAAAGAAGAAUGGGCUUCAGUAUCAAAUAAGGAAUGACUGGAAGGCAAAAAAGGUGCAGGGGUCUGUGGAUGACAGGAAGUGUGGCAUUUUGAGAUUAUGAAGAGGUCAGGCUUUCCUCCAGUGAAGAACAUAUUUCAUGGCAGCAUCCGACGCUUAAAGCUACCUCCUUGGAGACACCUGCUCACACUUCUCUGAGUGUGUUCAACAUGUGGAAAUAAUUUACAUCAAACAAUACUCUUCCCCACCGGAUCAAACCAGGCAGCGAUGCAGGCUGGUCAUCAGGUAACCAGCAGCACCUCUCUCCAGAUCCCUCCUCAGCCUGAGACCGCCGUACUCAGUAACCGACACUCAAUCCAGCCCGUCCUGUUCCAGGCCAUCAUCAAUCCUAAGAGAGGUAUGGAGGGACAGACACCGCAGCCCCCCAGGAGCUGCAGCUCACCUGCUGGGAAAUCAUGCUGGAGCUUGGAUGCGAGGGUGGCCGUGCUUCUGGUGACUCUGGCUGGAGCUGUAAUCCUGCUGCUGCUGUACAAACUCUUACAGCUGAGACACAGGCUGAGGCUGGCCACGGCGAGGCACGCUCUGGAGUACUACAGCUUCUACCACACCGCUACCUACACACUCGAACACGCUGCCUCGCAUCAGGACCUGCCAGACAAAAACGGGACGGUCGCCGAAGCUACACCACCUGUACAAAUCGUAACCUCGGUGACACCCGCUGUCAUCAGCCCACUCCCGCCCCCACCGGUGCCUUCUCCACCUCCACCCCCACUGCCGCUCCCCCCACCUCCUGCCUUGCCUCCACCACUGCUCCACACUCCACCUGCUCUCACUCCGACACCGUCCGUCCUGGCCUUUCCUCUCCCCCUGCCUGUGAUCCACACCACCCCGCCCAGCCCUCACCUGUCGUGGGGCGCCUGCUCGGACGCAGACGUGUACUCUCGGAUCGGAGCUUUCAGGCCCUCCAGGCUCUCCAGCCUCUCCAACCAUUCGAAAGUCAUCCUUUUUGAACACUCGUCUCUCUGACCUCUGACGCAGAACAUGACUGGAGACGUCAACAUGUGACGUCUGACAUGUGAAGACUGUAGUGAUUACCAAAAAUACAUUCUGCCGACGGACUGAUAAUCACACGGGGAUGAUUAAGUGUUUGGUCAGAGUGCUCUUACUGUAUGUACGCAGUAUACUGAGUACUAUCUACACUUUGUACCAGACCUCUGCAAAAAAAAUUGCAGUUUGGAGCAAAGCAUCUUUAAUUAUGUUUUGUUCCAUUAGUGCGUGGGGUAGUCUCUUAAUUCAGACAGGUGGAAGCACUGUGACAGUUUCUUUCCCUGAAGAACAUUUACCACCUCACGUCUAUUCUGAAACUUGUUUUGGAGGUAAAUAAGAAAGCUAAACUACUGAAGAAAGACUUGUUUUUGUAUGCUCUGUAUUGAUAAUUGCUCAUCAUUCCGAGCGUCACAAUCUCCAGGAUCAUCGUUAGAGUUUUAUAAAAGGCGAAGUUUAUUCAGUCUUGGAUGAAUAUUUAGAUUAUAAACAAUUUAAGUUAAGUUUUGCCUUUGAGUUUUUCCAACUUGGAAUUGUCCCUUUGGUUGCUUUUGUUACUUCAACAGUAAAAGCAACUUUUAAUUUAACAUUGUCCCAAUGCCAAAUUUGCUGAGUCAACUUAACUGAAUUUGAGAACUUAAGUUAGGCAGACUCAUUUUAAGGUAGCCAAACUGUUUUAAACUGUUAGUAACCUUGACAGGAGUUUCUAAUUGGGCUUCAUUUCUAGUCACAUUAGGCAGCGCACUCAAACUCAAUAGACGGGAAUGCAAAUCGUUCAGAGGCAAAGGAGCACGAUGUUAGUGCCGGAGUGUAGGGUUGGACCAUGGCUUGGAGGUAGGAAGGCGCAGUUCAUUUAACUGCAGAUGGGUUUACAUUGGAGUUAGUUGAAAGCUCGGUUUGUCACAUACUGUUUCUAACGGGUACCUCCGUGCGUCGGUUUCCGACGCCGAGUGGCACUUACCAAAUGGCGUUAUUUGACGAGUUGGGAUUGAGAACGGGUUGCAUAGACAGAGGGAGAGUGACUUCAUUCUCUGCUCAGGUAGACAUUACUCCUCUAUAUCUAAUAGUUGUUUGCUGCUAUAUUAAUGCUCUGGAUGUCGAAUUUAGCACCUUUAAGCUGGUUAUGGUAUUACACGGGGCAGCAUCAAAGAAACCUGAUAUAAAGUUAACAUGAUGUAAAGUUUUCCUGCAUUCAACAGCUAAAAAACACAAGUCAAUAGAACUUUCUCACUUUGUAAUGCAUCACAACCAAAUUAACUGUGAAAGAGUUUGGUUUGUUGGCGUUUUUUUCCCUUAAAUACUGAUCAUUUAUAUUCCUGGGGUAUAAUGUCUUCAUUUUUACAGUGUAGUUAUUGUCGGAGAGUCUAUUGUUUCCUCAAGUGGAGGCAUUUCCUUAGCCGGUUUUCCAUGGCACGGCCCCUCCCUGUUUCACACCAUUCUCUGUGUUUCCUCUGACUCACUCUCUGUAGCAGUCUGCAUUUCCUUCACUUACAGGCUGUGAAGAGUCAUAAUAAGUCCUUUAAUUCAAACAAAUGAAUGAAUUCUAUAUUGCCAAUUUGUCUCUUUAACAGAUUCAAAAUCACAGUACAACAAAGAUAUAAUUAGUACACGUGAAACAGCUGAAUAAUUUGUUCUUUAGUGAGCAGACUAAGACAUUUACAGAUGAGCACAGAUUCUCUAAAGUGGCGCCACGCAGGUAACAUCUGUCUGUUGCUGAUAAGGUAACCUGAGCGUCCACCUUGGCCCUAACAAGCUGUUAAGAUGAGUUUUCUUUCAAUAUUCAACCACGUUUUUCCUCUCAUUUAUAUUUCAACAAUAGUGUAUAUAUACACGAGGGAAGCUGUUUUAGUUGAUGCUUGUUUGUUGCUUUUUGCUGAAAGCCGAGACCUUGUGUGACAUCCCUCCUUAGUGUAUUCUGUGUGUAAGUCUGCUAUAGUGAGGCCACUGUCUCCAUACUAAAAGCCAGUUAAUUCAAUCUGUGCAUGUACUGCAGCAUUGUCUCUUAAUUGGUUGUAAGAUGAGCAGGAAAGACAUUUGUAACAAUAUACCGCCGCCGCAAUUAAACAAAACGAGGGAACGUCAUGCAAGGAUGAAUAUGGAUGUUUGUGUUCCCGAUCUGAUUAAUAUUAAUUGAAGGUUUUCAUCUCAAAAUGUUAUUUAUCCA
Messenger RNA from Sebastes umbrosus (honeycomb rockfish), 4138 nucleotides. Its product is annotated as formin-like protein 13. The record is from RefSeq and is a predicted model, not a curated record. The transcript has 4 exons. NCBI's taxonomy places the organism in Eukaryota, Metazoa, Chordata, Actinopteri, Perciformes, Sebastidae. The coding region runs from base 1198 to 1956 and encodes 252 amino acids.